Molecule: messenger RNA, 2516 nt
Organism: Rubroshorea leprosula
Lineage: Eukaryota; Viridiplantae; Streptophyta; Magnoliopsida; Malvales; Dipterocarpaceae
Source: the annotation of a GenBank genome assembly
UGGGAAGGAGUUCAAUGUAGCAACACAACUGGGCACAUCACUAUGCUUAGUUUAACCACAUGUUCGUAUGACCGUCCUUUUAUCUUAAAAGGUAACCUUAGUCCUUCUCUAUUUGAGUUACAGCAUUUAAUUUAUUUAGACCUCUGUGGCAAUAAUUUCAAUUUAAGCCACAUUCCAGAGUCUAUUGGUUCACUCAACAAAAUACACCAUCUUGAUCUCUAUUCUUGUAAUUUAAGUAGAUCUCUUCCUAGUCAGCUUGCAAACCUCACAAGUCUGCAAUAUCUUGAUCUUGGCGAUAAUAACUUCAACAGUGUCAAAAAUCUUGAGUGGCUCUCUCGUCUUUCUUACUUGCAAUACCUUGAUCUGAGUGAAAUCGACCUUAGUAAGGUCAACAAUAACUGGCUGCAAGUAAUUAAUGAGCUUCCUCAUCUAACUAACCUGUCUCUAGAUGGAUGUAAUCUUCGAGAUGUCAUUCCCCAGUAUUUCCCCAUAAUUAAUACUUCUAGUACUUCUCUCGUUCACCUUGAUCUAGAAAGCAACAAUUUGACGGCUUCCACAUUCCAAUGGUUGUUCAACUUUAGCAACAACCUCGUUAGUCUCGACUUGGGUUCUAAUCAAUUGGAAGGAGGCAUUCCAAAGUCCUUUGGGAACCUGUGCAAAUUAAGGUACCUAGACCUACUUGGUAACUAUCUUGAUGGAAUGCUUCUUGAACUCAUUGGUAACUUAUCUGGAUGUCUACAACUCUCCUUGGAAGAAUUGUAUUUGGGUGGAAAUAAAAUUAAGGGACCCUUGCCUGAUAUGAUAAAAAACUUCCACUCACUGCGAGUGUUGGAUCUUUUCGACACUCAACUAAAUGGUACUGUGCCCGAAAGUAUUGGACUCCUAUCAAACCUUGAGGGCAUAUAUAUUUCUUCCAAUUCUUUGAAUGGGACUAUUGGUGAAUCACACUUUUCAACACUAUCUAAGUUACGGGCGUUGUCCAUGUCUUCUAAUUCUUUGAGCAUCAACUUUAGCAAUGACUGGAUUCCUCCAUUCCAAUUGGUUUUGAUAUUUCUUAGGUUGUGCAAGUUGGGCCCAAAGUUUCCAAGCUGGUUAAAGUCCCAGAGAAAUUUUUCUUAUCUUGAUAUCUCCGGAAGUGAGAUUUCAGAUAGCAUCCCAAAGUGGUUUUGGAACCUAUCUUCUAGAGCAGUUCAUCUGAAUCUUUCUUCCAAUCAUAUCUAUGGAAUUUUGCCAGAUUUGUCAACACAAAUUUCUAAUUCUUUUGGCCUUAGGAUAGAUUUGAGUAAAAAUAAGUUGGAGGGUCAAUUACCAAUAUUCCCUGCUAAUGUCACAUCCAUAAGCCUAUCAAAAAAUAAGUUCAAUGGGUCAAUUUCUUCUCUCUGCACCAUAACUGGCGGGAAACUUGAGUUCCUUGAUGUUUCGCACAAUCAGCUAUCUGGAAAGCUUCCUGAUUGCAUUAUGCAAUGGACAAGUCUAGUGAUUCUGAAUUUGGCUAAUAAUCAUUUAUUUGGGAAAAUUCCAAGCUCUAUUGGAUCAUUGUAUCAUCUUGAAUCGUUGGGUUUGCAAAACAACAAUUUCUCUGGAGAAAUGCCUCGGUCUCUAAGAAAUUGCAGUGCCUUGCAAUUUUUGGACUUGAAUUAUAAUAGCUUCUCUGGAAAAAUACCAACUUGGAUUGGAGAAAGGCUAAGUUCACUAAUUUUCCUUCUUCUGAGAUCCAAUAAUUUCAGUGGAGGCAUCCCCUUGCAGCUAUGUUGGUUGACAAAUCUUACACUGCUAGACCUCUCCAACAACAAUCUAUCUGGAAACAUACCAUCAUGCAUCCAUAAUUUCACUACAUUAGCACGACAGGAGAGUUCAGCCCAUGAUCAUUAUUUUAUAGACAGUGAUGCAAAUUACGGUUACUACAAAGUAAGCUACAUUGACAAAGCAUCUGUAAUGUGGAAAGGAAUGGAGCGUGAUUAUGAGAAUGGAAAUCUCAAGACUUUGAAGAUUAUUGAUCUUUCAAGCAACAAAUUAACAGGAGUGAUUCCAGUGCAUAUAUCAGUUCUCUUCCAACUGGUUGAAUUGAACUUAUCAAGAAAUCAGUUGACAGGAAGGAUUCCUUCAGAUAUGGGGCAGAUGAGACAGUUAGAAUCACUCGAUCUGUCAUUGAACCAGCUUUCAGGUCAUCUUCCUUGGAGCAUCUCCCAAUUAAAUUUCCUCAGCACUUUGAAUCUGUCCUACAACUUCUUUUCAGGGAGAAUCCCAUUAUCAACCCAGAUGCAGUCGUUUGAUGCUUCUUCAUUUGUCGGUGCUUCUUCAGAAUUCAAGGAUUUGAUGUUUUCUUGUGAAGUGAAAUUCCAAGCGAAGAAGAGAAAAGGGAUUGUUGCAAAUGGAGAGCAGUUCAGUGCAGCAAAGCAACUAGGCGUGUAAUUGAGCUUAUUCUUCAGGAUUGCUCUUUAAGAGGUGGACAUCUUCUCAGUCAGUUAGGGAACCUCACAAGUCUGCAACUUGUUGAUCUUAGACAUAAUUACUUC